CAUAGAGGAAGGACCCAGCUAGCCCGCAGUCAACUUUACUGAUGACAGCCCGUGGAGCCGACUUCCGCGGGGAUCUGACCAGGAAGCUUAAAUGACAGCACCCGACAAUACCUGAAACGAACGGGACUCGGUUAAAGUCCGUGUGACAGCACAGGUGGCUAUGGGUCUCUGCAAGUGCCCGAAGAGGAAGGUCACCAAUUUAUUCUGCUUUGAACAUCGUGUAAAUGUUUGCGAGCAUUGCCUCGUCUCCAACCACAACAAGUGUAUUGUGCAGUCAUAUCUGCAGUGGCUUCAGGACAGUGAUUACAACCCCAACUGUGCUCUGUGUAAUAAUCCCCUGACUGCUCAAGACACUGUCAGACUGGUCUGCUAUGAUGUGUUCCACUGGUCCUGUCUUAAUAACUUGGCAUCUCGGCUGCCCCUCCAUACGGCUCCAGCCGGAUACCAGUGCCCCACCUGUCAGGGUCCAGUGUUUCCCCCUUCCAACUUGGCCAGCCCAAUUGCCGACGUGCUGAAAGAACAGCUGUCAUCCGUUAACUGGGCUAGAGCUGGUUUAGGGCUGCCGCUGAUUGAAGAGCCCGUUGGGGUUCUUGAGGAGACCACAACUAAUGAUGUCACCGAUUAUACUGACUGGUCUACAUUUGAUGCACAAGAACAAAGUAACAUUUACCCCAGCCACUCUUACAACACCAGCCUCAGCCCACCAUCAAACUCAGUCUCACCUGCAGCACAGGAAGACUUUGGAGGCCCUCAUAAAAAUGGGGAUCCAAAUAUGCAGGAUCACUCUGUGAUCAACUUUACUACUGCCAAUGACACAAUUACAAUACACACAGCAUCAUCCCCAAGAAAGCUCUAUGACACACGGGAAAUUGGUCACAGCUCUGUCACGCAGAUUGACUUUGAUGACGACAAGUACCGGCGACGACCAGCAUUAAGUUGGUUUGCUCAAAUUCUCAAGAACCGCACAGGCGGAAAGCGGACGUCUCUGUCCUGGAAACAGCGGGUCUUCAUGCUUCUUCUGGUCGGAGUUCUUGGAUUCUUUACGCUAAUUAUCAUCAUGGCCAAACUUGGACGUGCCUCGGCGGGCUCAGACCCAAAUUUAGAUCCUCUACUUAACCCCAACAUUCGUGUGGGGAAAAACUGAUUACACAUAUCGAUUCCCUCUUUUCCUUCUGUGUUACACAACUUAAGCCUGCGUAGAACGAGCUGAAAAGGGACUUUCCCAUACAUGGUAAGCCAAAUAGAGAGAACUGUUUACCCAACUUGAAUGGAAAGAGAUGCUGCACCUCUUUUAGAAUGGAGGCAGUCCCUGGCUCCUUUCAUUUACAUCAGGCAUUAGAGACACGCCAUGGCCCUUCACAGAUGAUGAAAAUAUCUCACAACAUUUAAGAGGUUUCCUCUGAUCCCAGUUGACCAAUCUGCAAACUCCAAUGGUGAUCCAUGGCCUGGCGCAUCUAGACAAAGGAUCCAAUAAUUGUUUCUCUGAAUAGUUAUUGAUAAAGAGGAGUAGUAUUUAUAUUUUCAAUUCCAGCUAACAUUUGUCAGUGAUACUUUUAGGUUAAUUUUUUUAUAUUUAGUAGAAAGUAAAUAAACACUGUUGAUGUUGAAAGAACAUCUUUUGUUGGUAGAAAUGUCAGAAUGUAUAUAAUCAGCAAUGAAACGUUCAGUAAGGUUUACAUGGUUGUAAACUGAUUCCAAGCUGGUUUGAAUUGAAUGGCCUUGUGCAUUUCUCCUUUUAGAGAAGAGGUGGCCCUCAGAACUGGAAUCAAAUACCCCCAACUCAUGAUUAAUACAUAACUAUUUAUGGGUGUCUGCAUUAUAUAUGAAAAUUGAGUGCAUUGCUUUUAGAUUUGCCAUGCAUACUCUAUGUAUAUUUCACUGAUGUUUUUUGACUGUCUAUUAAAUGGGAAUACUACAGAAUUUCGGUAUUUUAAUAUUUUUUUAAAGUCCAUGAAUUCUGACCAUCAUCUAAUGCUGUGCAUAGGCAAAAUCACGAAGGAUUCCUGAAAUGUCAGUUGUAUUACACACAGGGUCAAUGAGAAUGUUAUAACACAUAAAAAUCACUAUUACUAUCACUAUUUCAUAUUUGAGUUCAGUAGCUCAAACAGAUUUGUUAUUCCAUUGACCAGUUCCUAUAAAGCAGCUGCUGGUUGUAAGCAGCAUAUGAAUGCGAUCGCAGUAAAUUGUUGCACUCCGUGUCAAAGCAACAUUUGCACUAAAGUGACAGUAUGAAUCAUUUUUCAAAAUACACAAAGAGAACUAGAUGAGUAACAUCAAGUAACUACUCAUUUACUCUCUCUUAUAGUAUUUAACUGUGGCAAGACACUAUGUAUGUUUCUGUUUUCCAUAAUAAAAAAAAAGUUACUUUUUUAAGAUAAUGCAGUUUGUGCUUUAUUUCAACUGGUGCCAGGUAAAAGUAAAGGUUUCACCCUGCUGCAUUAAGCUCAGACCAUCUUUGAAUAACUACAGUGCUGUUCUGUAAAUGCAAACUAAUAUAGAGUCACAAGUUCUGUGUGUGUACAGCAUGCGACUGAUAGUUGUCCCAAUCUCUGUGUAAACGUCAUGAAUAAGAAAUACAUGCAUCAUCAUCAUGGGACGGUAUAAGUUUUAU
Messenger RNA from Xiphias gladius (swordfish), 2611 nucleotides. RefSeq names its product zinc finger protein-like 1 (gene zfpl1). The record is from RefSeq and is a predicted model, not a curated record. The transcript has 8 exons. The coding region runs from base 161 to 1144 and encodes 327 amino acids. Gene Ontology annotation, cellular component: Golgi apparatus. NCBI's taxonomy places the organism in Eukaryota, Metazoa, Chordata, Actinopteri, Istiophoriformes, Xiphiidae.